ACACAACUCAAGAAGGAAAAGGAAGCAAAACAAGGGACUACCACGAAUCCUUUAAGUAGUCCCUCAAAAGCCAUCCUUUGCUCUCUCUAGCCCUUCGUACAACUUGCCUAUAAAUUCCAACGUACUUUUUCUCGUAAACACAUCCUUGAAAAACGUACGCAGAGACUAGCAAUCCUCCUUUGGAUCGUAAAACAAUGUCUCUGAUGAUCGGCGGAUCUCGUUUCACAGUUAAUGGAAUCCGAAGGGCAAUAACCUUCCAUUACUUCUGGUGUCAAAAUUGCCAACAUAUUGUGAGGGUUCCCUCCACAAACCUAUACGAAAUAUGUCCCCAAUGCUUCCAUGAGUUAUAUCUUCAGCUGGAGGUGUCAAUGCAUAGGCUUGUCACUGAUUCCAGGGGCCCAGAACCGUCCCCUGCGACUCGCCUACUUCACCCAUCUACGAGGCGUCUUCCAAAUACUGGUUUUGAUCGGAGAUUUGAAUGGUUAUCAGAAGUUGAAGAUGGGCCGGUUCAGCAAGCUUGGAUUACCCUUGAAUUCGUCCUACCGAAUCGUCCUCCAAGACCCAUUUCGCCAACAGAAAAUGUGUUUGUCCAGGACAAUAACGUUAGCGAUGCCAUGGUUUGGCAGAAUGACCGACCAGGACCUCCUCCCAACGCCGCUUCAGCCAUUGAAGCCUUGCCAAGGGUGAAACUCACGCAAAAGCAUUUGGACAACGACCCGAGUUGCCCGGUAUGCAAGGAAGAGUUUGAUCUUGGUGGAGAAGUCAGAUUGAUGCCGUGCAAGCAUUUCUAUCACUCUGAUUGCAUUGUCCCUUGGCUGCGCAUCCACAACACUUGCCCUGUUUGCCGCUAUGAGCUGCAAGACAAUUCCAACAACGAUCUUGAAGGCAGAGAUGAUGAAGAUUUUCGCUUGGAAGGCGGGCCAAAUUGGUUGAACUGGUUAUGGAGUCGGCUGUUCUCUAUGUGGCCUUUCCGUGUAGUGUUGGAUUUGACACGUCGCUACCUUGAUUUCGAAGAUGCUAGCUCAGCCUCUCAUGGGGGUAGUUCCUGGUGACGCUCUUGGCUCAUUCUAUAGCCUUGUGUUUAUAUCAAUGCCGGUGCUAAAAACAGUUUGUGCGAGGCUCUACAAUUUACAAUUAUGUUGCUUUUAAGACAGGUAAAAAUAUUAACUUUGGUAAUGAUUAACAAGAUGUAACACUGAGGAAAAGACGAUGAAGCUUGACAGGUAAAUGUUCUGUUCUUUAACUAAAUCAUCCUAAUGAUUUCAUUUUCCCAAUAUUUCGAACAUAAUUUAUUCGACUUUGUUGGUUGACCAAAUGUAUGUAGCUGUUGUGUGAACUCCUGGUGAUUUUUGGAAACUGAUCGAUCUAUACCAGUGAUGUAGGACAAAACUGUUUCAUUUAAACAAUUUUCGCACGUUCAUUAUGUUAAAAUGUCACUUAUUAUUGUUUCUUGAUCUUGACAUGUUGCAGUUUCUCUGACCAUGUUGCAGUUUCUGAUUUUCAUGAAGGUAAGUUUAGCUUUGAGACCUUCAUUAGCUUGAUGGAUUUAGUUUCAGGAACGGUCGUGUGCCUUGGAUAAUACACUAUCGUGGAUUCAAUCUCGAGUGGAAUUGUACCUGCAUGCAGUAACCAGUUGAUAUAUAUGUAAUCUUUCAGAGCUGUCUGAGCCUAACCUAUUGUUUGCAGUAUUUCCCACAUUUUCAUUCUCUUUUCCACAUGAUUGCUUAUUCUUCUUUGUAAUUCAUUGAUUUCAUUCCUCACCCCCAUUGAAAAUUUGAAACGUUGUAACUAAUGCCUCAUUGACCUGUAAAAACACCCCUAUUGCAUCUCACUUUGGAGGUUAGUCCAAUUUGGACAGGAAUAGGAGUCGAGUAGCUGUGUUCAUUGAACCUGCUCGGUUUGAAUUAAUGGAUGUGUAUGGAUCCUGAUGUCCUAUCUACUCAAGAAGUUCAUAAAGUAGCAAUGUUGCGACUGACACCUUUUCAUGGUAGUGUUUUUUGAAGUCAUUCUGAACUUAUUGAUGUUCAAACGAAUUAUCAAAUACAGAAUGCAUUGUGAAAAAAGGCAUUUCAUAUGUUCAUCUUCAAUGCAAAUUAAACUUCGUUUAAUGGGGCUGGUAGACGCAAUUUACACUCCAAACUGACACUCAGGCAGUAGUUUUGGAGUAUGGAGUGAGAGAGGGAGUGGGGAAUGGUGGGUCCAACUCUGCCUUGCUCUUUUUAUUCAAUGUCUUGGUUGUUUUCUCCACCUUUAGUCAAACUCCCAGUGCUUGAUUCAGGUUGGAGCAGUUGCUGUGUUUAUCACUAGGCAUAGACAAUUGGUUGGAGGUGGCAAAGAAGUUCUGCAAGACAUGGCACUGGUUACUGUUUUGACUUUUCAAUAUGCUAUGUUUCUCACUUCCCUAAGUUCCCUUACCAAUCUCAAAUUUUGCAAUUUUGUCCUGAUAUGAAAAGAUAUGGGGCAGUCAAACUGUGAUUCAGUUCAAACAUGUCUAUUUCUUCUUAGCCUGUCAAAAUUCUCUCCAAAUGAGCGAGGGACCCUGUCCUAGUCGUGCUGCAUCUGCAUCAUUUCUACUUCUUCCUCCAUGUGGUUCUUUGUUUCCAUGCAUUUUGGUUGAUUAUUUUAAAUUUAGAGCAUGGACGUCCCCACACUCUUUCUUCUGCCUUCAACUACAAGUACUAAUUUCUGAUACAGGGCUUACAACUUCAGUUUGGAGGCCUGCUUGGCAGUUGGCGGAGCUGCUACGCCUUGGCUUCUUAGACCUGCAGCGUGCAUGGGAGGAUGUGUCCAUGUCAAGGGAUGGACAAGGAUCCAAUGUUCUACCUCAAUGCUCAUCAA
This is a messenger RNA of Carya illinoinensis, 2838 nucleotides long. RefSeq names its product E3 ubiquitin-protein ligase RING1-like. The transcript has 2 exons. Bases 195 to 1052 code for a protein of 285 amino acids. Gene Ontology annotation, biological process: protein ubiquitination. Gene Ontology annotation, cellular component: cytoplasm. Gene Ontology annotation, molecular function: ubiquitin protein ligase activity. The record is from RefSeq and is a predicted model, not a curated record. Lineage: Eukaryota; Viridiplantae; Streptophyta; Magnoliopsida; Fagales; Juglandaceae.